Messenger RNA from Enterospora canceri, 1230 nucleotides. The record is from the annotation of a GenBank genome assembly. NCBI's taxonomy places the organism in Eukaryota, Fungi, Microsporidia, Enterocytozoonidae.
AUGACAAAGAAUAAUCAGCAGGAAGAAAAAAGGAAAUUUGAUAUUUUGGUGAAGAAAAAUGAGAAGGAGAACAAGUUGAAUGAGAUGUACAGUGAAAUAGCACACGGCAACAAGAGAGAAGCCAAGUUGCUAAAAAGAGUGAAACUGGGCUAUUCGGAGCAUUUAUUGGAACAAGAAUACAUAAAAGAGAAUGUGAAUUUGUACACCAAAGAGAAGGCAAUCAAACUGGAUCUGGAGACAAAGCCACAUCCAUACAACACGUGCUACAACCAGAAUGGAUCACACUCACUGAUUUGGAACAGAGAUGGCUUCGCUGCAUCCUUUGGUACACAAAGUCUCAUGCUUGAUUUUGAAUCAGAUUUCACUGAAAUAUCAACUGCUACCUAUUUGCACAGUGAACGAUAUAUUGCACUAGGACAGGAAUGUCUCUACAUUUACAACAAUAGGGGAGUUGAAUUACACGCAGUGAGAAGCAUCAAGAACAUUUUACAAAGCAACUUUCUACCUGAUCACUUUCUGCUUGGAUGCAUGUGCUGCACUUCCACCAGUAACAAAUUGAAGUAUCUUGAUACCACUAGCGGUGAAAUAGCAGCAGAAUUGGACAUAAAGUUCAAACCAGUUGCAAGUUGCCAUUUUGAUGGAAUAAUUUGCCUAGGAGACAGAAGAGGCGUAGUUGAUCUUGUUGCACCAAAACAACCUGAACCACUGAUGAAGAUCAAAGUGCACAGAAACAUCAAAGAAUUGAAGAGAGGCAAAGACAAGCUGUAUGUUAGCACGUACGACAACAAGAUCAAGACAUUUGAUCUACGAAACUAUUUCAAACCACUUCAGGAAAUAUCAACAAAAUAUACUGAUAAAAUGGCAAUCAGCACAAAUGGAACUGUGGCAUUGGGUGGUGGUAGCACAGUGGUGCUAUUUGAUCCAAACGAGGCCAAAAUAAACCAGGAGAUCACCACUGCAACCAAUAUUGGAUCACUUGAAUUCAAUCCAUUUGAGGAUAUUUUGACUGUAACCACCAGAAACAAGUAUGAAUCAUUUGUGGCACCGCAGAGCAGUGAUAUUCGAUAUAACGCAGACGUAAUCAGUCCAUAUAUGACAAAGAAUGAGAAGAGGGAAAUGGAAGUGAAGAAACUGCUUGAGAAGAUUCCGCCUGAAAUGAUUUCGUACAACAGUGAAUUGAUCUCCAAAAUAAGGCGAGAUAAAAAGGUUCGACCAAUUUGCAGGCAGUGA